AUGUAUGUAUGUAUGUCUGUCUGUCUGUAUGUAUGUAUGUAUAAAUCUGUCUGUCUGUCUGUCUGUCUAUCUAUCUAUCUAUCUUAUUCUGUUCAUAUCUAUGUCAUUCAACUCAUAUCUAUCUAUCUAUCUAUCUAUCUAUCUAUCUAUCUAUCUAUCUAUCGCAUUCUCUUCAUAUCUAUCUAUUUCAUUCUCUUCAUAUCUAUCUAUAUAUCUAUCUAUCUAUCUAUCUAUCUAUCUAUCUAUCUAUCUCAUUCUGUUCAUAUCUAUGUAAUUCAACUCAUAUCUAUCUAUCUCUCUAUCUAUCUCAUUCUGUUCAUAUCUAUGUCAUUCUACUCAUAUCUAUCUAUCUAUCUAUCUAUCUAUCUAUCUAUCUUAUUCUGUUCAUAUCUAUGUCAUUCAACUCAUAUCUAUCUAUCUAUCUAUCUAUCUAUCUAUCUAUCUUAUUCUGUUCAUAUCUAUGUCAUUCAACUCAUAUAUAUCUAUCUAUCUAUCUAUCUAUCUAUCGCAUUCUCUUCAUGUCUAUCUAUUUUAUUCUCUUCAUAUCUAUCUGUCUCUGUACUAUCUAUCUAUCUAUCUAUCUAUCUAUCUAUCUAUCUAUCUCAGUUUAUUCACAGCUAUCUUUCUCUAUCUAUCUAUCUAUCUAUCUAUCUAUCUAUCUGGAUAAUAUAUAGGUGUGUAUGCAUAUCUAUCUAUCUAUCUAUCUAUCUAUCUAUCUAUCUAUAUAUAUAUAUACAUACCUCUAUCUAUCUAUCUGGAUACUAUGUGUGUAUGCAUAUCUAUCUAUCUAUAUAUAUACAUACAUACAUACAUACAUACAUAUAUAUAUAUAUAUAUAUGUACAAACUCAACUCUAUCUAUCUAUCUAUCUAUCUAUCUAUCUAUCUAUCUAUCUAUCUAUCUAUCUAUAUGUCAGGUCUGUUAACAACAUCACUUCUGUUUUAUUUUUCUUUCUUUCUUUUUUUUUUAAUUUUUUUUUCUUUCAAUGUUUUUUUUUAUUAUAAUUUUCUCUGCUUUUUUUCUCUUUUUCUUUUUCUUCUUUUUUCUCUUUUUCCCUUUGCACGCUGUUUUUUUUAUUUUCCUUCUUCUUUUCAUUUUGUUUUCAUUUUUCUCUGUUUCAUUUUUUCGCUUUUUCUUUUUUCUUCCCUUUUUCAUAUACAGUGCUCUAAUUUGGGACCAGAGAAAAUCUCUCUUAUAUCCGGGUUUCUCUUAUAUCCGGGUCUCUUAUAUCCGGGUUACACUGUAUAUUUCUUUUUCUUCACUUUUUAUUUUUUUAUUUUCUUUUUAUCUUUUUCUUCUCUUUUUCGUUUUCUUUUUGAUCUUUUCUUUUUAUCCAUUUCUUUUUCUUUUCUUUUUUCUUCACUUUUUAUAUUUUCUUCACUUUCUUCUUUUUCUUUGCUUUUUAUCCUUUUAUUUUUUCCUCUCUCUUUCUUUUUCUUCUUUUUUAUCUUUUUCUUCUCUUUUUAUAUUUUUUCUUUCCUUCUCUUUUUUUUUCCUUUUCUUUUUCUCCUUUGCUUCUGUUUUCAUCUUUUUCUUCUCUUUUUCUUCUCUUUUUCUCUUUUCCUCUUUCUUUUCGUUUUAAUCUUUCUUUUCUUCUCCCUUUUUUCGCUUUUUCAUUUUCUUCUCUUUCUAUAUUUUUCUUCUCUUUUUUUAUCCUUUUCUUUUUUUCAUUUUUUCUUUUUUAAUCUUUUUCGUCACUUUUUCAUUUUCUUCCCGUUUUAUGUUUUUCUUCUCUUUUUUGUCCUUUUCUUUUUCCUCUCUUUUCAUAUUUUUCUUUUUUUCCCCUUUUUCUCAUUAUUUUUCGUUUAA
This is a messenger RNA of Acanthosepion pharaonis, 1809 nucleotides long. Lineage: Eukaryota; Metazoa; Mollusca; Cephalopoda; Sepiida; Sepiidae. The record is from the annotation of a GenBank genome assembly.